ACUUGAUAUCGUGAAUUCCUCGAAUUCGUUACUUGGCAGGACUAAGAAUUUACUGCUGCAUGAAAAAUAUUGACGGUCAAAUAUAUUCGCGAAUUCUUUCGGUAUGACCUUGUCACCAAUUUUCAUUUAAUUUUGUCCAACAGCUGGUGGCAUAGUUGAUAGUAUUCUGGCAUAUAAUUAGUGUUCGAUUGAACGCAACGUGUUUUUGUAUAUAUACGCAAAUAUUUAAGCGGAUCUAUUAAGUAAAUAACCACGUCCAUUAUUAUUUAUUUAAACUAGGUGAACUCAGAAUACUAAUGCGGAUCUACUCUUGCGUAUAUUUUUUAAGCUAAUAUAGUCAGUGUAGAUUACCGUAUUGUUUUAAACGUGACAAGAGUAUAUAAAUUCAAAACGAAUUCUAAUGGUGACUUCAUACGAUAUAAUAGUACAGUGAAUCAUUGUGCGAUUUACCAUCGUUUGUAACAAGCGGAGCAUUGGAUGGAUAAACGUGGAUAGCGAACUAUAAUAGCCAGCAAUCAUGAGAAACUUUUUAGUAGCAAUUUGUUUGUGGAUGGUGAUUAACGGAGUAGUCAUGUUUGGAGACGCAUCGGUUGAAGAUCAGGCACAAUUGAAAUUACUAGCGGUCUUAUUCAGGCACGGGGAUCGCACUCCCGACCCAAGCAUAGGCGAAUAUUUUCGAACGAGUUUGAGCCCGAAAAAUAAUUGGUUUCCAGCGGGUCCGGGAAAUCUGUUGAAUGAGGGAAAACUGCGAGAGUAUAAUCUCGGACGAGCACUAAAAUCAAGAUACGAUGAAUUUCUGGGCGACAUCUAUUACCCCGCGAUACUCAAAGCUCGCAGUACUGAUUAUGACCGAACCAAAAUGUCUCUCCAAUUGGUUUUGAACGGUUUAUUUCCUCCGGCACCAAUUCAACAAUGGAAGAAAGGGGUGGACUGGCAGCCGAUUCCUACAGAAUACUUUCGUGCGGAGGAAGACUGGGUUUUGCGUCCCGAUUUGUGUCCUAAAUCGAUGGCUGCGAAAAAUACGUACGUGAAUAGUACGGAAUAUCGUGAACGCUUGAGCGAGCUGGAAGAUUUGUCGAAAUGUCUUGAGAAAGCCACCGGCAAGGAGUAUAAAACUAUUCUUGAUAUGGCUUUGUUGUACAUCUAUCUUAGUCAAGAAGCUGCUUCGGGAAGGAAGCUUCCAGAAUGGACCAAAGGAAUUUUUCCAAAUGGCCGAUUAUUGGAUGCCGCUACCUUCUAUUUUGAUAUACAGACACGCAAUGAUGAACUGAGGAGAUUGUCUGGGGGAAUGUUGCUGCGGAAAAUUACCGAUGAUUUCAAGAGUUAUAGAAAUGGGACUCUAGAGCAAGGCAGGAAAUUAUACGCUUACAGUGCCCAUGAUGUAAACAUCGCUGCUCUCCUGGGUACUCUUGGAAUCUGGAAACCCCAUAUGCCACAAUACUCUAGUGCCGUCAUCAUGGAACUAUUAGAGUAUAAUGACGAAUAUUUUAUCAAGGUGGUUCGGUAUCUCGGAAUUCCACCAAAGUUCAUAGAAGUGCGCAUUCCGCAGUGUGACAAGCUAUGCCCGAUGGAUAAGUUCUUGUUCCUCAUGAAGAACGUCAUUGCAACCGAUGACGAUUUGGAAUGUGUAUAGCAUCUUGAUUUCUUAUUAUGCUUAAUAGGUGCUGAACCAUUCGCUUGUGACGGUACGUGAACCUCUCCGAGGCACGUGUAGUUCAGUCGCAUAGUUGUAUCGAUAUUGUCAAUCACCAUUUGACUCUCUCAAAACCGUUGUAAUAUCAGUAUUUUUUAGAUUUGAGUCGUUCACGGUAGAUGAUUUCCUCAUUUUCUUAGAAUACUUAAGAAACAGGUACAAGUCUGUGAUCCCAUUCGGUUUCAUGAAUAAUAUUACAGUAUCAAUACUUAGUGUUUAUAAUUGAUUAUGGGUAGCGAAACAUGAUUCUCUAGAGUUAUUACCGUCCACUAAUGUUUAAAUCGAGAAAGUGUAAAAACAACAAAAAAAAAAGAAAAUGAAUAAAAACUACGUACAAGGAAACUAUUCCGCUAUUAGGGCCACUCGA
This is a messenger RNA of Athalia rosae (coleseed sawfly), 2060 nucleotides long. Its product is annotated as venom acid phosphatase Acph-1-like. NCBI's taxonomy places the organism in Eukaryota, Metazoa, Arthropoda, Insecta, Hymenoptera, Athaliidae. Gene Ontology annotation, biological process: dephosphorylation. The coding region runs from base 518 to 1633 and encodes 371 amino acids. The record is from RefSeq and is a predicted model, not a curated record. The transcript is spliced from 6 exons. Gene Ontology annotation, molecular function: phosphatase activity.